AUGCGCGAGGUGGAUUUCUCCUUUGCUCCUUUCAACGUCUUGUACACAAGGGCCCAAGCUGCAGACUAUACGGUCCCGUUCGUCAUCGAAUAUGGCAGGAUUUUGGCCCGCAAAGGAGAGACUGAAGUAGAUCCUUGGGCAUUUUUCCUUCCUCUGACGCCAACUGUUUGGCUUCUGCUGCUCGCCUGCAUGGGAAUAAUAAUAUUGUGCUCACUAGCUUUAACGCGGAUUUUGAAUGCAUCCAAGACCAUAUUCCCGAGGUACUCCUGGGAAAACUACGUGAGGACAUUUCUGAGUCAAGACACGGAAUUCCAGACAGUGAAAGAAUGGUCACUCAGCAUUCUUGUAGCCACCUGGCUGAUAGCCUUACUGAUCGCGCUGAAAGCAUACGCUGGGAACUUGAAUUCCCUCCUCAUCGCCCGUCACGUACCUCAACCUUACCAUACAGUCAGGGCUGUGGUGGAUAACCCAAGAAUCAAGGUCCUAUGGGUUGCUGGAGGUUCUUACUUGCAAAUACUGAAGAGCUUUGAGUCAGGGGUCUUCAAGGAGUUGGCUGACGCCGGUGAAAAGGGGAAGAUUUCCUUCAUGGGAUCGACGAGUCUAACCGAGAUCGUCAAUACCAAAGUGUCCAGUGGCGAUUAUGUCAUGGUCAUUGACGACUCGACCAUGAAAACGUUGGUCGCUGAACAUUUCUCUAGAUCUGGAACAUGCUUGUUCUACCUAUCGAGAGAGUUAUUCUUCCCGCUCAUGGUGGCCAUGGUUGCUCAGAAAUACAGCCCUUUGAUUCCAGUCUUAGAUAAAAGGAUUAUCAUGAUCAACGAAGGCGGUCUGUACGACCACUGGACGAGGAAUGAGAUUCAGAACUACACCAACUGCGCUAAAGCGCCAAGCAAGAUUUUGUUCCAGUCUGCUCUCUCACUUCAAAGCCUCUGGGUAACAGGAGCAACGGCCACAGGAUGUUUCUUUGUAUCUGGGCUUUCGGGGGUUGAAACGCUAUCACGACAACUUUCAUUUGAUGGCAAUAUGUUGCCUUAA
Messenger RNA from Macrobrachium nipponense, 1035 nucleotides. RefSeq lists its product as uncharacterized. Bases 1 to 1035 code for a protein of 344 amino acids. The record is from RefSeq and is a predicted model, not a curated record. The transcript is spliced from 6 exons. NCBI's taxonomy places the organism in Eukaryota, Metazoa, Arthropoda, Malacostraca, Decapoda, Palaemonidae.